AUGUCUUAUAACAAUAAUAACAAUAGCGGUGGUUAUAGAGGUGGAGCAGGUGGCUAUAGCAACGGUGGAUAUGGAGGUAGUAGAGGUGGUUCAAGAGGUGGAUACGGUGGUGGAUCCAGAGAUGGAGGUUACGGUGGUAGAGGUGGUGGUAGAUUUAAUGAUCAACCAAGAGCGGAAUUGCAAGCACCUCAAUGGGAUUUAGAAAAUUUACCAAAAUUUGAAAAAAAUUUUUAUAGUGAACAUCCAAACGUUACUAAUAGAUCAGAUAGAGAAAUCGAAACAUUUAGAAAAGAAAAUGAAAUGAGUAUUGAAGGACACGAUAUUCCACAUCCAAUUACUUCAUUCGAUGAAGCUGGAUUUCCAGAUUAUGUAUUAGGUGAAUUAAAAAAUCAAGGUUUCCCAAAACCAACUGCUAUUCAAUGUCAAGGAUGGCCAAUGGCUUUAAGUGGUAGAGAUAUGGUUGGUAUUGCAGCAACAGGUUCAGGUAAAACUUUAUCUUAUUGUUUACCAGGUAUUGUUCACAUUAAUGCUCAACCAUUAUUAAAACCAGGUGAUGGUCCAAUUGUUUUAGUUUUAGCUCCUACUAGGGAAUUAGCUUGUCAAAUUCAAACUGAAUGUAGUAAAUUUGGUUCUUCAUCAAGAAUUAGAAAUACUUGUGUUUAUGGUGGUGCUCCAAAAGGACCACAAAUUAGGGAUUUAGCAAGAGGUGUUGAAAUUUGUAUUGCUACUCCAGGUAGAUUAAUUGAUAUGUUAGAAGCUGGAAAAACUAAUUUGAAAAGAGUUACUUAUUUAGUUUUAGAUGAAGCUGAUAGAAUGUUAGAUAUGGGUUUUGAACCUCAAAUUAGAAAAAUUGUUGAUCAAAUUAGACCAGAUCGUCAAACUUUAAUGUGGUCUGCUACUUGGCCAAAAGAAGUUCAGAAUUUAGCAAGAGAUUAUUUAGUUGAUCCUAUUCAAGUUACUAUUGGUUCAUUAGAAUUAGCUGCUUCUCAUACUAUUACACAAAUUGUUCAAGUCAUAACGGAAUAUCAAAAAAGAGAUAUGUUAGUAAAGCAAUUAGAAAGUGCAUUAAAUGACGCAAAUUCUAAAGUUUUAGUUUUUGCAUCAACAAAAAGAACUUGUGAUGAUGUAACAAGUUAUUUGAGAUCAGAUGGAUGGCCAGCAUUAGCCAUUCAUGGUGAUAAAGAACAACAUGAAAGAGAUUGGGUUUUGAAAGAGUUCAAACAAGGUUCACAUUCAAUUAUGGUUGCAACUGAUGUUGCUGCAAGAGGUAUUGAUGUCAAAGGUAUAACUCAUGUCAUCAAUUAUGAUAUGUCAAACAAUAUUGAAGAUUAUGUCCAUAGAAUUGGAAGAACUGGUAGAGGUGGUGCAACAGGUACAGCCAUAUCAUUUUUCACAGAAGCUAAUAAAAAAUUGGGUGGAGAUUUAUGUAAAAUUUUAAGAGAAGCUAAUCAAACUAUUCCUCCUGAAUUACAACAAUAUGAUAGAAGAAGUUUCGGAUCACAUAUUAGAUAUGGUGCAGGAAGAGGUGGUAGAGGUAGAGGUGGAUAUGGAGGACGUGGAGGACGUGGUGGAUUUAGAGGUGGAAGAGGUGGCUUCUCAAGUGGUUCAAAUGCUGCUCCAAUGGGAAACCGUCGUUUCUAA
Lodderomyces pseudojiufengensis is the source of this 1641-nucleotide messenger RNA. It is a transcript of the gene DBP2, whose product is annotated as DEAD-box ATP-dependent RNA helicase. The record is from RefSeq and is a predicted model, not a curated record. Gene Ontology annotation, biological process: rRNA processing. Bases 1 to 1641 code for a protein of 546 amino acids. Gene Ontology annotation, molecular function: ATP binding; RNA helicase activity; RNA binding. The transcript is spliced from 2 exons. Gene Ontology annotation, cellular component: nucleus; ribonucleoprotein complex; cytoplasm. Lineage: Eukaryota; Fungi; Ascomycota; Pichiomycetes; Serinales; Debaryomycetaceae.